This is a messenger RNA of Rhineura floridana, 4420 nucleotides long. It is a transcript of the gene BTBD2, whose product is annotated as BTB domain containing 2. The transcript is spliced from 9 exons. Gene Ontology annotation, biological process: neurogenesis. Gene Ontology annotation, cellular component: cytosol; P-body. Bases 105 to 1784 code for a protein of 559 amino acids. Lineage: Eukaryota; Metazoa; Chordata; Lepidosauria; Squamata; Rhineuridae. The record is from RefSeq and is a predicted model, not a curated record. Gene Ontology annotation, molecular function: protein binding.
CGCCCGGCGUCCCCUCCCCUCAGCGUCCCCGCCAUCUCCGCCUCCUCCACCGCGGCGAAGGCGGCGCCCUGCCCGGCCUCCUCCGCCUCCUCCUCCGUCGCAAAAUGGCGGCCGGGGUGGGGAGCAGCAGUAGCAGCAGCAGCAGCCUCCCCGCGUCCUUCUCCUCCGUGGCGGCCUCGCCUGCGCCGCCUCCCGCCGCUGCUGCUCCUCCGCCCGCAGCUGCUCAGGCGAGCGACGGGGCCGCGGCGGCGGCGGCUCCUCCUCGGGCGGCCAACGGCGGGCCGCUCUCGCCGCCGCAGGCCGCGCCGGCGCCUCCGCCUCCGCUGACGCACAACCACCGGGCGGCGGCCGCGGCGGCGGCGGCAGCAGCAGCAGCGGGAGGCGGCGGAGGCGGGAACCCGCUGCCGACAGCUGCCCCUGCGGCCUCCUCCUCCUCGCCGCCGCCCUCCGCCGCUGGCCCGCUGGCGCCGCGGGAGCCGGCCUACAACUGGCAGGCGACGAAGCCGACGGUGCAGGAGCGCUUCGCCUUCCUCUUCAACAACGAGGUGCUCAGCGACGUCCACUUCUUGGUGGGCAAAGGCCGCGCCGGGGCCCAGCGCAUCCCCGCCCACAGGUUUGUACUGGCGGUGGGCAGCGCGGUCUUUGAUGCAAUGUUCAAUGGCGGAAUGGCAACAACGUCCACAGAGAUAGAACUGCCCGACGUGGAGCCGGCCGCUUUCCUGGCUUUGCUGAAGUUUCUCUACUCAGAUGAAGUUCAAAUUGGGCCAGAGACCGUGAUGACGACUCUUUACACGGCCAAGAAAUACGCGGUCCCCGCCCUCGAAGCUCACUGUGUAGAGUUCCUGAAGAAGAACCUUAGAGCAGAUAACGCAUUCAUGCUUUUAACGCAGGCCAGACUCUUUGAUGAGCCCCAGCUGGCCAGCCUUUGCCUGGAAAGCAUAGACAAGAACACUUGUGAUGCCAUCAACGCAGAAGGCUUCACGGAUAUCGAUCUGGACACGCUGGUUGCCGUCUUGGAGCGGGACACCCUUGGCAUCCGUGAAGUGCGCCUCUUCAAUGCGGUGGUCUGGUGGUCGGAGGCGGAGUGCCACCGACAGCAGCUGCAGGUGGUCCCGGAGAACAAGCGGGAAGCCCUUGGCAAAGCCCUCUCCCUCAUCCGCUUCCCCUUGAUGACCAUUGAGGAGUUUGCUGCAGGACCAGCUCAGUCGGGCAUCCUCACCGACCGUGAAGUAGUCAGCCUGUUCCUCCACUUCACCGUCAAUCCCAAACCGCGGGUGGAGUUUAUCGACCGCCCCCGCUGCUGCCUGCGAGGGAAGGAGUGCAGCAUCAACCGCUUCCAGCAGGUAGAGAGCCGCUGGGGGUACAGCGGCACCAGCGACCGGAUCAGGUUCUCCGUCAACAAGAGGAUAUUUAUAGUCGGAUUUGGGCUGUACGGAUCGAUCCACGGCCCGACAGAUUAUCAAGUAAACAUACAGAUCAUUCACACAGACAGCAACACAAUCCUGGGCCAGAACGACACCGGCUUCAGCUGCGACGGAUCCUCCAACACAUUCCGGGUUAUGUUUAAAGAGCCUGUCGAGAUCCUGCCUACUGUCAGCUACACGGCCUGUGCAACGUUGAAGGGCCCCGAUUCCCACUACGGAACCAAAGGGCUGCGCAAAGUGACCCAUGAGUCGCCGACGACGGGUGCCAAGACCUGCUUCACAUUCUGCUAUGCCGCCGGGAACAACAACGGCACCUCGGUGGAGGACGGGCAAAUGCCAGAGAUCAUCUUCUACACAUAAGUGGCUGCCCCUGGGGAAAAUCUGCCGUCGGGCGGACAGGCACGGCGCAUCUUCUCCUCCUCCCCCACCACGCACAUCCUUCCAAGCUGAAAUUGCCGGCCAUGUUCUGCCACACUAACGGGAGGCCUCCUCGCCGACUGCUCCUGCUCUCAGUUGCCACACAUGGCUGAUGCGUUUGCUGAUGACGGGAUGCGUUUGCUGGCCUUGCUUGCCGUCGUUGGCCUGGGAGCAGGGCGAGGUGGGGCCUAGCGCCUCCUUCCACCCACACGCAGCCUGCCUCGGCUCUUCCAUUGCGUUGCGAAUGUAGCUGCUUCUACAUCUGGCUGUCGCGGUGGGUGACAAACUCAUUCUCGCGGACGGACAAUCCCCACCAGAGGAAGCCCCUCUCUGCUGCUGUCAGGUGGGCCGGGCUGGGGGAGGCAAAAGGGCGUUACAGAUGGUGGUUGCUUGGCAAGGCUUUACCCAGAGCGCAGUGUGACCAGCUGAUGUUCUGGCUAGUUCAAGCAGCUUAGGGAGAGAACUCCUUACGCUACCUUGGCAUGUUGAGGGCGCAUGCUUUGGAUGCCAAGAGCAGGAGUUGUGCGAUAGCCCCCGACGCGGAGCCGUCUAGGGGCAGAGUUCAAGGGAGGCGGAUCUGUUAAAAGACUUGGGAAAUCAGCCCUUUUGUGGCCUUGCUGCAUCCUCAAAAGGGGGUGACUGUUUCCCUCAGAGCAGCCUUUUCCCAAGAGGUGAUUUCACAGCGACGCAAACGGGCUCCUUCAAGGGCAAGAGAGGUGUCUAAAGACUCUUGAUCUUUGAUUUGAUGCUUGCUGUGGCUUCAUAUAAUGCAGCUUAAUAAUGCACUUUACUCUCCUGCUGUUUUUAGUCUUGAUCUCAUUAACAAGCUGGUGCCAUGGCGCUUGACUUACUAGUUCGGAGGGAGCAUUCAUUUUGGUUUUCAAACAGGGAAGGAACUGACUAGGGCCCUGUGAGAGCCACCUUUCCUGAAAUGCAAGACCCAAGUGGCGAUUUCUCUCCUUUUUUGGCACUUUGGGGGCGAAGAAGCAUCACCUUCUCCAGGCUUUCUUCAGUAGCUACCUGUGAUGGCCCAGGAGACAACGAUGACACUGUUUGGGGGGCACCAGCUGUCUGGCGCACACGCUCAAAUGGGGAGCUUUGCCCAACCCCUUUUUGCUAGCUGUACUUUGACUGAAACAUCAGUCACGCUGCCCGAUGGGGUACAACUGUUAUAACUACCCGUUGCCUGUUUUGUGUCGCCCACGAGCUCCCCCUUCCUGGUGAAACGUGUUAGUUCAAAUGCUGGUCUCCUGCUUUUGCCCUUUUGCAGGGUGGGGAUUGCAGUAACCCAACGGGCAGUCAAAUCUGGAAGGCUUUUAUCCAACGUCUAGGUGAUCGGAGGGUGGAGACAUUAUUACAGAGGUGUUUGCACCCCAGUUGUGCUCAAAGGCUGGCACUGCUGGGCAUGUGUUGACCAGAUCCUAACCAGGGCUGCAAGUUUCCCACAUCUAAUCCCUGUGGAAAUGGCAGGUGAACCAGCAAGCACCUUGGCAGUCUGUCUCUCUGCAGAUGCUCAAGCAGGCUGUUUUUGUCCUGCAAGGAGUCGUCCUUUCCCUUGCAUUGUAACAUAUGAAUUGCUCCCAACUCUUACCAUUCAAAAGGUGUCCGUGCGCCAAAUCCAGACGUGUCACUCUAGCCAGGAAGUUCUUUGUAAAGGGGGCUGAGCUUUCGUAAAAGCCAGAAUCUUUUAUCCCCUUUGCAAUUGGGGGCAGGGGUUGGAGUGUGUGUUUUGAAACCUGUUUAGGUCUGUUCCACUGCCAGGAAAUGACCUCCCUUUAAGAAAUAAUUGCUGUUGUUUGUGUUGUCCUAGGGAGGUGUGUGUGGGGGGGUUCAUUUCUCAGAUGUUGGACCUUAACAGCAAGAAACCCAACAGCACCUUCUUUGUGAUACAACAGUGCAUGCAAGUCCCCUUCCAGGAUUUGCAUCCAGUUUUUGUGUCUGCACUUACGAGCCUCAAUACGGCCAGUAUGGAGAAUGGGUCCAUUCUUCAGCCAUCUGCACAAGGGAAGAGAGCCUCUGUGCACGGUGCGUAGUACUAGAUGCUGCUGUUGAAUUGAUCCAUCUUAAACCCAUUUCCCCCCCAAUGCUCAACCACCUCUCACCCUUUACCAGAGAAGUUUCUUGAGCUGCGUAUAUAACCCCCCCCCCACACACACACACCUUUUCCCUUUAUAUAUAGUGAUCACGGAAUAGGUUCCAACAGUUACUGACUUUGGGGGUGGGGGGAAAGACUUAAUAAUUGCAGUUGCAGUCCACACUUUGAAAUCCCACCCUGUCCCCUUCUCGAGUGUGGGAUGUCUUUUGGGUGGUGCGUGUUAGAAUACCACCAGCCAAAGGAAGAAUUCUGUAUCAUUGAUGUUCUUGGGCUGUGCUGCAAAUUCAGGCACACUCAACUUGCUGUCAACCCUCCCCAGCCGCCAACCUCCUGAAAUCCACUCCUGCGAAAUUACUCGUGUUGUCACGACGGAAAUAAUGAAUGUACCAGAUGCUAUAUGCAUAAUAUAUAUUCAGUGUUAGCCAUGGGUUUGCUCUGCUAUUUGAUUUGUAAAUAGGAAAUCAAUAAAGGCAAGAUGCUUUUA